Messenger RNA from Suhomyces tanzawaensis NRRL Y-17324, 1365 nucleotides. RefSeq names its product kynureninase. The transcript has a single exon. NCBI's taxonomy places the organism in Eukaryota, Fungi, Ascomycota, Pichiomycetes, Serinales, Debaryomycetaceae. Gene Ontology annotation, cellular component: cytoplasm. Gene Ontology annotation, biological process: NAD+ biosynthetic process. Gene Ontology annotation, molecular function: kynureninase activity; pyridoxal phosphate binding. The record is from RefSeq and is a predicted model, not a curated record. The coding region runs from base 1 to 1365 and encodes 454 amino acids.
AUGACUCUCGAAAAGGCCAGAGAAUUGGAUACGAAGUAUCCCACUUAUAGGGACAAGUUUGCUGUCCCCACUCACAAGUCUUUGGGUAUCAAGGAAUCCAAUGAGCUGCUGAUCUACUUCUGUGGAAACUCACUUGGAUUGAUGCCCCAUGCAACCAAGGUGGCGGUGAAUAAUGAACUUAAUGCAUGGGCUGAACGUGGUGUGGAAUCCCACUUCAACCACCCCAAUAAAGACGGGACUGAUUGGGUUGAUAUCGACUUGCCUUUGCUCCCAUUGGUUGCUCCUGUGGUCGGCGCCAAAGAGAAUGAGGUUGCCGUCAUGGGAUCCUUGACCAGUAACUUAAAUGCGUUACUCAUACAUUUCUACAAGCCAGCAGGAAAGAGAACCAAGAUAUUGUUCGAAAAGCAAGCAUUUCCAUCCGACUACUACGCAUUUUUGAAUUUGGUCAAAUUCUAUGGAUAUGACGAAUCUCAUUUGAUCCAGUUGGAAGUCAAGCCAGGCAAUACUUUCCUCCAAACAAGCGACAUUCUUGAAGCCGUGGACAAACAUGCAGACGAGUUGGCGUUGGUCUGCUUUCCAGGAAUCCAGUAUUAUACUGGACAGUUGUUCAAAAUCGAGGAAAUCACUAACCAUGUGAAAAGAUUGGGAGACAUUGUGGUGGGGUGGGAUUUGGCACAUGCUGUUGGUAACGUCCCUUUGCAACUACAUGACUGGAAUGUUGACUUCGCUGCCUGGUGUUCGUACAAAUACUUGAAUUCGGGCCCCGGGGCCAUUGCAGGAAUUUAUGUCCAUGAGAGAUACACCAAAGAUCUUUCAAAAAACAAUUACACACCGAGAUUAGCAGGGUGGUGGGGAAACAACAGCCAGGACAGAUUCAAAAUGUUGGAGCUGUUCGACCCCAUAAAUUCAGCGUUAUCUUACAGGCAAUCCAACCCUUCGGUAAUUGAUGUUGUUGCCGUUAGGGCAUCGUUAGAGAUGUUUAAAGAAGUUGGCGGAGUGGAAACUCUUCGCAAGAAGAGUCUUGAAUUAACUCAAUUUUUGCAAGAUUUGUUAACUCAAUCAAUUCAUUAUUUACCGCAAGGAAGCACCGAUUCCAGACUCGGGUUCAAAAUACUCACUCCAUUCAAUCCUGAAGAAAGAGGAAGUCAGUUGUCCAUCUUGUUCCAACCUCAUUAUGAAGGGAAAGACAAUAUCAUGGAAAAAGUGAAUAGCUACUUACACGAACACGGAAUAAUCUCUGAUGAGAGAAGACCCGAUGUCAUCCGGUUGGCACCAGUUCCUUUAUACAACACCUUUGAGGAGGAAUACAUUGUCGCUACUACGCUUAAUGCAGCAUUAGAUAAGGUAGCCAGCAAUGAAAUAUAA